GGCGCGCAGAGGAGCGGGCCGCGGCGCGAAGGCGGCCGGAGCGCGGCCCCGCCAUGGGCUUCCUGCACCAGCUGCAGCUGCUGCUCUGGAAGAACGUGACGCUGAAGCGCCGGAGCCCGUGGGUCUUGGCCUUUGAGAUCUUCAUUCCUCUGGUCCUCUUUUUCAUCCUGCUGGGGCUUCGGCAGAAGAAACCGACCAUCUCCGUGAAGGAAGUCUCUUUCUACACGGCAGCGCCGCUCACCUCCGCGGGCAUCCUGCCCGUCAUGCAGUCUCUGUGCCCGGAUGGCCAGCGGGACGAGUUUGGCUUCCUGCAGUACGCCAACUCCACGGUCACUCAGCUUCUGGAGCGCCUCAACCGCGUGGUGGAGGAGGGCAACCUGUUCGACCCGGCGCGGCCCAGCCUGGGCUCGGAGCUCGAGGCCCUGCGCCAGCACCUGGAGACCCUCCGCUCGGGCCCGGACGCCUGGGAGAGCCUCCCGGCCAGACCCGCAGGUGCACACCGGGCCCUGGGCGGGCUGGGCCGUGCCUGUGCGGCGGGGCGGGGGUGGAGGCUGUUGAGACCUGAGCUCUGGUGUCAGCUGGGUUCAAACCCCGGCUCGGUCACUUCUGACCGUGGGCUCGCGGCUGGGCCUCCGUCUGAACCGUCACUCCGAGUUCCCGGGGCAGACGUGCUCGGGUGGUCCCGGCCGAGCUGA
Molecule: messenger RNA, 695 nt
Organism: Lynx canadensis (Canada lynx)
Lineage: Eukaryota; Metazoa; Chordata; Mammalia; Carnivora; Felidae
Gene: ABCA2
Product: ATP binding cassette subfamily A member 2
Exons: 5
Coding region: 54-695 (213 amino acids)
Source: RefSeq, a predicted model, not a curated record